AUGUCAAAGACAACAAAAGCAUCAAAACAAAUCAGUUAUUUAACUGACAAACAAUGUUCGACGUUAGAUACUGAAAAUCUCAAAUCAGAUACACAAGUUGAUGAUAUUGUUUUACAGAUUAAAAGAUCAACAUAUUCUUUUAAAGUUCUUGCAUCUUUAAUACUAUGGACUCAUUCAUCAAAAUUUGAUUAUAAUAAAUUACAUGCAUCUAAUAACGAUUCUCCCGAAAUUGAUCAAUUAACAAAUGCAGUAUCAGAUGAUGAUAUUAAUGUUGAAGAAAGUUAUUCAUAUGUUGAUAUUAAAUCUCAAGAAAGCUCUUCAAAUAUAGAUAAUAAACUCGAAAAAAGUUAUUCAAAUGUUGUUGAAAAACAACGGGAUGGUGCCGAACUUCUAUGCAACGACAGCCCAUGUCGCAAAAACCGGAUCAUUUUUAGCGGUAAGCUGCAGUUUACCAGCUAGGAGCCGAUAAAUCGAACAAAACCUGCGGUUUACCGCGGUAAAUCGGAAAAAAGUACCGGUAAACCGCCGGUUUUCACUACAUGGAAAUCUUGGUAAAUCUUUAAAUUAUAAAUACAAUUGACUGUUAGAAACUACUAAUAUAUCAUGUUUCAUUUUUUUUAGCGAUGCAUUAAAAUAAAACUGUUCAUGGGUGGGGUGUGUGGGAUGUGCGUGGGUGAGUGUGGGUGUGGGCGUUGGUUUUUGUGUAGAGAGCACCCACACCCACACACCCACACCUUCUACGGGAUUAGAACGUGAAACAUGAUAUAGGUACUCUUUCUAAUUACAGGGAGAUAACUUUAUUCUAUGCAUCUCAGAACACAUUUCUUCAUCUCUNCAAUUGUAUAUCAAUAUUUCUAACGAUCUGUAAUGCUUUCUCAAGUCGUCUUCUAUGCUCUGUGAUGAGGAGAAGAAAAGAAAAUGCAACUGUGUACCACUAUACACUUCAACACUCCUUUUAGAUAGUGUUUCACAAAAAACAGAUUUGUCACAUCUGGAGAAAAAUCAGACGACUUUUAUCGAAAUCAAGAAUCUAUUUAGCUAUCUUGUUUCGAAUGAAACUAAAAAUUAUAUUCUCAAAAGUGAUAGAUAUUUUCUUGUCUAGUUAGUGA
Molecule: messenger RNA, 1109 nt
Organism: Rotaria sp. Silwood2
Lineage: Eukaryota; Metazoa; Rotifera; Eurotatoria; Philodinida; Philodinidae
Source: the annotation of a GenBank genome assembly